Uloborus diversus is the source of this 888-nucleotide messenger RNA. RefSeq names its product putative inorganic phosphate cotransporter. Gene Ontology annotation, biological process: monoatomic anion transport; transmembrane transport. The record is from RefSeq and is a predicted model, not a curated record. NCBI's taxonomy places the organism in Eukaryota, Metazoa, Arthropoda, Arachnida, Araneae, Uloboridae. Gene Ontology annotation, molecular function: transmembrane transporter activity.
CAGAAUGGAAUCCUUUUUUACUCAAAAAAGGGCAAUUUAUGCGUUAACUGUACAAAAGAAUGAUGUAUUUUUGCUGAGUAUGAUUUAAAUUAUCUCUUCUUUUCUAAAGGAAUUAUGACAAAGGAACAUGAUGAUGAGGAACCUUGCUUCAAGUGGCGAUAUUUGAUUUCGUUCAUGGGAUUCCUCACAUAUUUUUUGUUGAAUGCCCAUCGAAUGAAUAUAAGUGUUGCCGUCGUAGCAAUGGUGAAUCAUUCCACUCUGAUAGUUUAUAAUGAUCCACAUGAUUUGAAUGCAACACAGCCAUUACUCCAUAAUAAUUCUUGGAAUCAAGCACAGAUCGCAAUAACGUAUGACUGGAGUCCGCAACUUCAAGGCUAUAUUUUAGGAGCUGGAUUCUUUGGAUAUGUUUUUUCACUGUUGUUUUCAGGAAAACUAGCAGAAACUUUUGGACCCAAAACUACGCUUGCCAGUGGGACAUUUGUCUCUUCUUUGGCCAUGUUGAUAACACCUUUAACGCCUGCUGUACAUGCUUAUUUUUUAAUACUUAUUCAAUGCAUUAGAGGAAUUGCGCAGGGGUUCAUGGCACCAUCAAUUGCUAUCCUAUCAGCAAACUGGUAUCCCAAAGCAGAAAGAGCGCUUUUAGCUGGCAUUGGAUUUACAGGAGUCCAACUAGGACGUUUAUUAGGGGGAAUUCUUACGGGCAUGAUUUGUGAUAGUGCCUGGAUUGGAGGGUGGCCUUCCGUGUUUUACAUUUUCGGUGGGUUUGGAAUUUGCGUUUCUUUGUUUCAAGUCUUAAUGAUACACAGCAUGCCAAAGGAUCAUCCACGAAUUUCAAGGGCAGAGUUAAAAUGCAUUUUGGCCAACCAAGAAAAUGUUUUAACCCAGAAG